CCAACACAAGUAAUGAAGGAUCCUCAGUAAUGAUUUGAAAGUGACGCAGAGACAUCGGACUAACCCUCAGCAGAGUUUAUGCUCUUGAACACAACUUUGGAUCAGAAACCCAGAGCACAUUGCAAAGAUGGCAGACGGGAAGCAGAGCCCUGAGGAGAUGGCUGAAGAAGAUAGCGAGUCGAACGACGAGGACCUCCUGCAGCCGGAGAGACGCCCGCACAGCCGGCACUCACAUCAUGAUGUUCCACCAUCGGAAAGUGAUGAAGAGUACGAGACUCAGCCAUCAUCUUCCUCAUUUGGAUCUGACACGCAGUCCAAAGGAAAAGGAAAAGCCUCAUCAAACCCCAUGAAGCAUGUCCGCAGGUCUCCCCGAGGUGGGUCUCCAGCCCUCAGGUGGCGCAGCAGAGAGGAGAAGGACAGAGCACCAGAGCCUCGGAGCUUCAUGCCAGCCAGGGUCCCCGGCCCAGCGUUAGACCCCAGCGCAGCGUGGUCUCCCCUCUCCCUCUUCAGACUGUUCUUCAGCCCCUCCGUGGUCCAGAGGCUCGUGGACAACACCAAUGCAAACGCCCUGAAGAGGUCACGGGCUGGAAAGAAGUCCGCUUGGGAAGAGCUGACUGUGAGGGAGUUCUAUAUCUUCCUGGCCCUUACCAUUGUCUCCGGCCUCGUGCGCCUUCCCCACGUAUUGGACUACUGGAGGAAGAAAGGGCCGUACGACUUCCCAGUCCCACCUGAGAGCAUGUCCCGGACACGCUUUGAAGCCAUCCUGUGGUCGCUGCACAUGAGCGACCCUGAAGAAGACGAGGAGAACGAGCGCAAGAUGAACACGGCCGAGUACGACAGGCUCUUUAAGAUCAAGCCCCUUUACACGGACAUCAUAGCUGCCUGUAAAGCACACUUCCAGCCCUCUCAGAAGAUUGCAAUAGAUGAGAGGAUGGUGGCCUACAAGGCCCCGGAGCCGCAUCUGAGGGACCAGCCCAUAAAUUGGGGGUACAAACUGCUCGUGCUGGAGGACUCCUCCACGACAUACACCUGGAGCUUCUCUGUGUGCACGGGGGAGAGCGAGUCCACCACAGGCCGUGGACUCGGCUACUCCUCCGUGAUGGACCUCAUGCCCCUCCCUCUGCUCGGUGCGGGCUACACACUCUUUGUGGACAAGCAUCACACCAGCCCUGCCCUCUUUGAGCAUUUGUCCACGAAGAACAUUGGCUGUUGUGGGAUCAUUAGAAAAAAUAUAAUCGGUUUCCCACAGACGGAGUUGAAUGAACUUCCCAAAGAGGCUGAGAGGGGAGAUCUGCGGUGGAUAAGGAGAGGAGAGCUCCUGUUCGUCAAUUGGAUGGACAGCUGGGAAGUGUGCAUGUGCUCCACCGUGCACGAGGCCUUCAGCGGACAGACCCUCAGGAGGAAAGUCAAACGGGCCGGCGUGUGGCAGAUCAAGACUGUUCCCGUUCCUGACGCUGUGGUGGACUACGAGCAGAGCACGGGCGGCGAGGACGUGUCCGACGUGAACUGCAGCGCUCGCCACAAAACCGAGAAAUGGUACAAGACUUUUUUUUACCAUUUUCUGGACAUUUCCGUGGUGAACAGUUUCCUGCUCCACGAGGAGCUGUUCAAGAGGAGCAGUGACUCGGCCAGGACCAAGACCCUCACACGCAAGUCCUUCAGGGAGCAGCUGGCGGCAGAGAUGUUGGAGUUUGCUGAAGGCUCUGCAGCCCCGUCCCCCCAACCAUCCCCCCAACCAUCCCCCCCCAUCCCUCAAAUGCAUGCCCAUGUUUUAUGGGGAAGAUGGCCCCCAGUCCAGGAGGUACUGCAGGAGGUGCAGAGAUGCUGGCUCCAAGAGGGUGGAGACCCCGGUCUACUGCAGCAAGUGCCAGGUCCCUCUGUGCCUCACUGCCAACAAGAACUGCUUCAAGGAGUGGCACCUAAACCCUCACAUUCAGGAUGUUCUGCACGACUAAACCCUCACAUUCAGGAUGUUCUGAACGACUAAACCCUCACAUUCAGGAUGUUCUGUACGACUAAACCCUCACAUUCAGGAUGUUCUGUACGACUAAACCCUCACAUUCAGGAUGUUCUGCACGACUAAACCUCACAUUCAGGAUGUUCUGAACGACUAAACCCUCACAUUCAGGAUGUUCUGCACGACUAAACCCUCACAUUCAGGAUGUUCUGUACGACUAAACCCUCACAUUCAGGAUGUUCUGCACGACUAAACCCUCACAUUCAGGAUGCUCUGCACGACUAAACCCUCACAUUCAGGAUGUUCUGUACGACUAAACCCUCACAUUCAGGAUGUUCUGCACGACUAAACCCUCACAUUCAGGAUGUUCUGCACGACUAAACCCUCACAUUCAGGAUGUUCUGAACGACUAAACCCUCACAUUCAGGAUGUUCUGCCAGCGUGUUGUUUUCACCUACCUCUAAAGUAUCACAGUGUAAAUGACUGGCAGCAAAGUUACUGUGUUUUUACUUUACAGUAGAGAUCUUGUGUUUUAGCAAAAUCAGUUCUGUAUUUUGAUACUGUCAUUGUGUAUGUUGCUGUAAUCUCAGAAACAAUAUUAUACUGGUAUUGUGAAAUAGCAAUACACUGUUCUGUAUACAGUAUAAUUGUACAGUAGUGUUUGCAAUAAAACAGUUUA
Trematomus bernacchii (emerald rockcod) is the source of this 2636-nucleotide messenger RNA. Its product is annotated as piggyBac transposable element-derived protein 4-like. Bases 128 to 1987 code for a protein of 619 amino acids. NCBI's taxonomy places the organism in Eukaryota, Metazoa, Chordata, Actinopteri, Perciformes, Nototheniidae. The record is from RefSeq and is a predicted model, not a curated record. The transcript is spliced from 3 exons.